AUGAGAAAAUAAACACAUUAAAGCAGAUCAAGCUAGUCAUGUAAUCCAAAGUGUUAAGAUAAACCAUUAAAUGAAUUUUAAGUUAAUAAUUUAGUAACAGAAAAUUAAAAGCUGCUUGAAUAAAAUGAUAAACUUAUGUUAUAAUUUGAAAUUUUAAGACAAGAGUAUGAGUUCUUAGGUUCAAGUGGAAUUUCAAGUAUAAAGAGUUAGAGAAGUAAAAAAAUUGAAUUUGAGUAAUCAUAUGAAGAAAUGAAUAAAUUGAAAUUUUAGAAAGAAAAAUUAAUUGUUGAUAAUGAAUGUUUAAGAAGAACAAUAACUAAGUUAUAAUAUUAACUUGAAGAAUAAAGCAUAUAUAUAAAAAAGUUAUAGAAUUCUUAAAAUGAUUAUGAAUAAUUGAAAUAACGUUUAGAAGAAACUGUUUAAGUGGUGAAUGAACUAGAAAUAUAAUUAUAGGAUUAGUGUUAAUUAUAAAAAUAAUUUGAAUAUAAAUAAAAAAUAAUAACACUUAGUAAUUUAGAUACUCAAGAACAUUUGUCUUCUUAAUGUAAAAUGAAUGAUAUAUAAAUCAGUCAACUUAAAGAAUAAAAUAUCAAACUAAAUAAAUUACUUGAGGAAAGAUUAGUUUAAUUGGAAAAUAUCACAAAACUAUUAAAUCAAAGAAAUGAAGCUUAUAAUAAUUUGCAAGAAAGUUAUGAUUAAGAUCUAUCAGAUAUAAGAUAUAAUACUACAAAGUAGAUAUCCAAUACUUUUGAUUAAGAGAAGAAAGCCUUGUAAAUUUAAGUUAAUUAAUUAAUGUAAUAACUUGAUUUAUAAUAAUUAAAUAUAAGUCAAAAUAAAUAAAAAGUAUAAUAAAAAACUGAUGAAGAAUCUUAAAAAAUAAUAUAAGAUUUGUAGUCUUUAUUAAAAUAAAAAGAUAAUUAAAUAAAAGUUUUAGAAUAAAAAUGUGAUGAAUUUUAAUAAAAUGCAAUAGAUGUUUAAACAACUAUAGCUUCAAAUAAUUUUGCUAAUAGCUAAAAUUAUUAACAUCUUCAAUAAAAUCUAUAAGUUUUGAUGAAAGAAUUAGAGUUAUAAAAAUAGUAGAAUCAUUAAAUGAGAUAUCUAAAUUAAUAAUUGACUUAGAAAUUAAAUUUAUUCAGUUAAAGUUAGUAGAAAGUGAUUCACAAUAAUUCUCAUUCAUUUAUAUCAUCACCUGGAAGAUUAGACACAUAUCCUAAUAAGACUUAAUCAGUGUUAACAAAUAGAACAAAUAUAAUAUAAAAUGCUCCAGAUUCUCCAUUUAGAAAAUAAAAACUUCAUUUAUUAUUUACUGACGAAUAACAAAAAAUGCCUUAUGAUAUAUCUACUUAAAGUAAAUCUUCAUUUAUUAUAGUUUUAUAGGAACUGUCUAAAUGGUUUCAAAAUUAUCUGAAAUUGAUUAAAACUUGUAAUCAAACAAAGAUAAAUUUUUACUACAUGAUUGA
This is a messenger RNA of Paramecium sonneborni, 1460 nucleotides long. Lineage: Eukaryota; Ciliophora; Oligohymenophorea; Peniculida; Parameciidae. The record is from the annotation of a GenBank genome assembly.